AUGUCUAAGAGGACGCUUGAUUCAUUCUUUUCACCACCUGUUAAGCGCGUCAAGCAUGAUGUUCAGACCUUAACUCAAACAGUAUCGCCGCCACCUAACAAGAAUCGCGACAGCAAUGUCACUGAGAAUACGACCUUACCAAUCGAUGCUACCCGUGCUGUGACAGCCAAAACCUCACAUGCCACCUAUCCAUUCCCUAUUGCAGAUCUACCACCAGAUAUCCUGGAAACGCUGAACGAGCUGCUCCUAACAGUUUCUGGGAGGGAGAUCAAGAACCAGCCACAUUUAGACCUUUUAUAUUUCCAGCCAUUAAUACCUCAACCCACAGCAAACGAGUUAUUCCACUUCCUACGCUCUUCCUUACCAUUUUAUCGCGUCAAGUACACCAUCACUCGCUUUGGUAAAUCUAUAGACAUCAACACACCUCGUUAUACCACAGUAUUUGGCAUUGAUGAGACUUCCCAAUUUAUCCUCGAUACAUAUCCGUCUCCGGAAGGCAAGGGUCAAACAAAUCUAACGACGCGUAUGGUGGAGAGUACGAACCGAACGAAGGAGGUCGCCCCAGGUAAAUACAAGUCCUGCGCAGUACCACCACGGCCAAUCCCUCCAUGCCUUCAGAUGCUCAAAACCCUGACCGAGGCGUUGACGAACGACACCUACAACUUCGUUCUAGUAAACUACUAUAGCACUGGCCAGGACUCCAUCAGUUUUCAUAGUGAUGAUGAACGAUUUUUGGGCGACAAGCCCACCAUCGCAUCGUUUAGCCUUGGAGCACGUCGCGACUUUCUGAUGAAACAUAAACCCCCAGGAGUCGGUCCAGGUAAUGGCAACAAGGGCAAGAUAUCAGCAAAUGGUGCGAGUACAGAGAGCACAUAUCCCGGCACAACUCAGAUCAAACUCGCACUUGGCUCAGGAGAUAUGAUCCUAAUGCAAGGUGAAACGCAACGGAAUUGGUUACACUCGAUACCGAAGCGAAGCGGCAAGCAAAACGAGGCUGACAAGGGCAGGAUAAACAUUACGAUGAGAAAGGCUAUGGUACCGGCCGGCACUGAGAACUAUUAUCAGUAUAAUGUCGGUAGUGGGCCGGUACAUGUCUGGGACGAUAAAUUGAAAGAGAUGAGGCCGUUGAGUGACGUGAAACUUCGAGAUAUCUAA
This is a messenger RNA of Lithohypha guttulata, 1155 nucleotides long. RefSeq lists its product as uncharacterized. Gene Ontology annotation, biological process: DNA repair; DNA alkylation repair. The record is from RefSeq and is a predicted model, not a curated record. NCBI's taxonomy places the organism in Eukaryota, Fungi, Ascomycota, Eurotiomycetes, Chaetothyriales, Trichomeriaceae. Gene Ontology annotation, molecular function: cytosine C-5 DNA demethylase activity; ferrous iron binding. Bases 1 to 1155 code for a protein of 384 amino acids. The transcript has a single exon.